Molecule: messenger RNA, 2429 nt
Organism: Dermacentor silvarum
Lineage: Eukaryota; Metazoa; Arthropoda; Arachnida; Ixodida; Ixodidae
Product: probable cytochrome P450 49a1
Exons: 9
Coding region: 467-1813 (448 amino acids)
Molecular function (GO): iron ion binding; heme binding; monooxygenase activity
Source: RefSeq, a predicted model, not a curated record
UAUAACACACUCAAGCUGUUUGUAAGAGCUCUUUGCCUGGGUGGCAACGAACAAUUUCUUUGCAAAUAAACAAAUCUGUAUGUGAAUUUCAAAAAUUCAAGUCCUAAUAUAAGGUCAGAAUGUAAGGUACAUAUCUAAGAGUUAGGAGUGUAUUUCGAAUAAAGACGAAGAGCGCAAAACAGACAUGCACAUAAGAGCAAGUUACAAAUGAACGGCUCUCUUGCAUUAAAUAUUGUGCUGUGUAUGCGCGCUUGCCUCGCUCCGCUUCAUUAAAGCCUUCUCUAUUUUUCUCCGUUUUUUAAUUAUUAUUAUUCGCAUGUAUUGUCAUCGCAGAGGCUUCGCACACAGCAAAUUGUAUAAUCUUACUCUCGCCUGUUGCUGCACACCUGUCCUCCACUGCAAAUAAUCUUAAUAUGUAUCGAUACCCGUGUGGAAUCGCCACCCCGAUGAAAGACACAAGGUCUCCAUGGAAAUGUACAGGAAAUACGGGCCUAUUUAUGUCGAAAGGCUACAAGGUCGGUACUCGCUGGUGCACAUUGUCAAAGGCACAGACAUACGGAAACUACACCAGGAAGAAGGCAAGGAACCGUUCAGGCUGGGUGCGACGCCCUUGAAGCACUACCGUACAUCCCGGCCCAAGUACUACAGUGACGUCGGUCUUCUGAAUCUGCAAGGGAAAAAGUGGCAGAGGGUCCGGUCGAACACGCAGCCACACACGCUGAAAGUUCGAACGUCAAUGACAUACGUACCGGCCAUGCAUAGAAUCUCCGACGAAGCUCUGACUCUCAUCGAUGAGGUCAUGGACAAAAACGGCGAAGUAAAGAAUUGCUUUCGUAUCCUACAGCAAUGGGCCCUGGAAAGUGUAGCUUCCGUCACGGCUGACAUGAGGCUGUGCUGUUUGAAGGACCCGCUUGACCCAACAUCUGACGGUGCCGCCAUACUAGAGGACAUAAAAACUGCUUUUACUUGCAUACAAAAGCUCGGCUACCGGUUUCCGUACUUCCACUACUUCAGGACGCCCACUUGGCGACGCUUCGAGAAAGCUAUGGACGACUUCACAGAGCGCACGUACCGACAAAUCGAAGAAGCAGCCGGGCGUAUAGAAAGUCGAAAGCUGGAAAGUGAGCCGACAGUAUUGAAAAGCCUGCUACUUGAAAAGAAGUUGACAUUUGGAGAAAUUUUUACAUUCACUAGCGAUUUCAUUCUCUCAGGCGUUGAUACGACGGCGUUUGCAACAACUUGCUUGCUGUUCCAAUUAGCUAAGAACCGAGAAGCUCAGCAGAAAGCGCGCGAUGAAAUUCUGGAUGCUGCUCGGGAAAAGUCGGGCUUCAUAGCGCCAGAACAACUUGAGAAACUGCUGUUCCUGAAGGCGUGCCUCAGAGAGAGCCUAAGGUUAAACCCACCUGCUCCUGGAAUCUACAGAAUACUGGACCAUGACGUUGUGAUGUCAGGCUACGUGGUCUCAGCUGGGGUGCCUAUCUUUGUAGAUUACUACGUUGCUGGACGCAUCGAUGAUAAUUUUAGCUUUCCAGAGCUCUUCCUGCCUGAGCGCUGGCUGAAAAUGCCGCCGGAAAACCUGCACCAUGACAGAUACGCAUCCCUUCCGUUUAGCUUUGGACCACGAAUGUGUCCUGGCCGAACAAUAGCGGAGCUCCACGCGUGCCUUCUUGUCGCCAAGAUUUUGCUGAAGUACGAGGUUCAUUGUGAGAAAGAAGACAUCGAUUUUCAUGGAAGGUUGGGCAACGUACCAAAUGGCUCAGUCGACUUCUUUUUCAAAAAAGUUUCUUCACCAGCUGUCUUAAAAGUGGCUUAAUGCGCAGAUGUUAGGUAUCGCUCUAAUCAUACUGCGCUGAGACAUCGUGGUGGUCCAAUGUAAUUGUAGCCUGUAAGCAGGGUAUUGCGAUAACUACGAAAAACGCUGUUUGCUGACUAAUUGCCUCACAAAUAUAGAGGAACACUGCACUGCAAAGCAAGACUAUAACCGAGCGGCCGAAAGUAAGGGACUACCCGGAACGAGUGCCAACAAGUCAUGCCAAAAAAAAGUGACAAUGGUGGUUGGGACGCACCAACGAUUGCACACUCUACGGUGUUGUUUAAGAUCCUAGUGCUGCUCUGGAGCCGUGGUGUAGAGGUAAAUGCUUGCUUCCCGCCCAACAGGCCAGACUUAUACACAUUACAGAAAAGAAGUAAGCACAAUUACUUCACUACUUCAUUCAAAUUUGGAAUUGAUUACAGUAAGAAAUUACUGCCCCAGAAAAAUAAUUGAGCAAUUACUAAAUUUAAGCCUUUACAUUUCUGUUACUUGCCUCCCAACUUUUAUUAACAUUGCACAAAUGCAGUAAAUCAACUAGCUGAUCUGGCUCCUUAACUGAGUCAUUUGGAGCUGUUAUACGUUGUUUAUAUUCAUUAACCAUUUCCUUUUAAAAUUU